AUGGCACCUUCUAUUUAUGAGGAAUUAACAUUUGUUAAUUUGAGUGUAGAAAACUUUAAUUUAAAUAAUAAUUAUUCUAGCAGAAGUAAUGGAAUAUGCCCUGAUAGUAAAUUUAUUUGUAAGGAUAUAGUUCACCAAUUUGGAAUGAAAGUAGGUGUACUUGAAGGUUAUAUUCAUCAUAAUUUUGAUAGUCAAUACAUGACACAAUCAUUUCAAAUAUUACUUGAAGGAAUUGGAUAUAUUACUUUAUAA
Messenger RNA from Cetraspora pellucida, 252 nucleotides. Lineage: Eukaryota; Fungi; Glomeromycota; Glomeromycetes; Diversisporales; Gigasporaceae. The record is from the annotation of a GenBank genome assembly.